AUGACUAGAGUAAAUGAGUGUACAUUGCCACAAUCACAAAGAAUAGGAUACCUAGAAGCACAAUUAAAAAAUGCAAUGGGAUAUAAAUAUUACUCAGCAAUGGAUAUUAGAAUGGGAUUUAAUAACUUAUGGAUAAAAAAGGAAGACAUUUACAAGACAGCAUUCAAAUGCAUACAAGGAAUAUAUGUGCAAUUAGUCAUGGGAUUUGGAUAUAAAGAUGCACCAACU
Molecule: messenger RNA, 228 nt
Organism: Entrophospora candida
Lineage: Eukaryota; Fungi; Glomeromycota; Glomeromycetes; Entrophosporales; Entrophosporaceae
Source: the annotation of a GenBank genome assembly